UCCUGACACAGAAGUCGACGCAAAAAGAGAUCAUCCUGCAAGAGUUGAAGAAAAGCGCAGCAUGUGGGAUGUAUUCAAUGGGGAGAUGUACCCAAAAAAGUGGCCGGGAAGUUGGCGGUAUAUGGAUAUCUUCGCUGUUCUCUUCAUCAUCACACACUAUAAGUAUACAGAAGCUGUUCAGCAAUUGUGGCCAGGCACCAUUGGUCAGGACAAGUGUACCAGUGGACGAGGACUCAAGUACAUCUCAGGGGAUGCCUUAACAGACAGUCCCAACUGCAUAGGUCCCAACAGUGCCCCUUAUCCCAGGGCAUCGAUCAAUUUAAGAUACACAAUUCAGUAG
This is a messenger RNA of Phlebotomus papatasi, 340 nucleotides long. RefSeq lists its product as uncharacterized. The transcript has 3 exons. Bases 62 to 340 code for a protein of 92 amino acids. The record is from RefSeq and is a predicted model, not a curated record. Lineage: Eukaryota; Metazoa; Arthropoda; Insecta; Diptera; Psychodidae.